AUGCUAGAACGAACGGAGCUUUUAUUGUCGCAUUACGAUCGGGAGAUUUGUCCGCAUCAGAUUGCGCUCCCAGCUGACGACGCAGGCAACCCAUAUAGACUCUAUAUCUUACCGCUAGCAUAUGAGCAAAUUGGUCCUCUAUAUGCAGUUCUCGGGCUUACGGCGUGCCAUAUUGGGAUUAAGAAAGAUGAUGCUUAUCCGCGAGAUACUUUAGCAGUCGAGUAUCAAGCCAGAGCUAUUCGUUGCCUUAGCGAAACGCUACAAAAUGAUAUUUCUGGGGAGUUAGGUGAAAAUGAACGUGAUGGAAUCUUUGCUACCAUUCAGGUCCUAUUGCUGCAAGAUGCGAGUCAACUGUUUGAAAUUUUUACAUUGAAAACCAGAUGGUUGACGCGAACGAAGAUCUUCGAAACGGGCAUCUCUACUCACGGAAUCCACAUUACGGGUGCUUUAUCAAUCCGCAACCAGCUACGCUUAUCCGAUAUCUUGACCGAGGGUCAUGAACGAAAUAUUCUUCCUUGGAAAUCUGGCAUGGCAAGUCCUCAAGUUCAGCCUCUGUAUUCCAUUCAAAAGCUUAAUGUAAGAUAUAGGUUGGACAUAAUCAGGUCCCUCGCAGACCCGCAAAAGCUGUGCUUCUCUCCUGCCCUCCGAGAAAUAAUCGUCAAUCUAAGUGAUCUUAAAUUCGAGCAAGUCAAUGGGUGUCCUCGCGAACUAUUCCUGACAAUAGGAACUGUUCUGGGACACGCAAAAGCCCAUGAAAUAGGCCAUAUGGACGGACACCCCCCAAUACGAGCGAGUUCUCAUUGCCGCCCGGUAUGGCCGCUUCACGUGGCGUCUUUUACCGGGCGUAUAUCCAAACUACCAUUCACGCUGGCCGGCAGUCGCCGAAGCAUUCCGACACGCUUGAAUACUGCACACAUCCCGCUUGUUAGAUGCGUACGAGCCGAAGCGACAAUUAUACAAAUAUCUGUAACGGCUAUCUUAGAUGCUAUUGCUGAAAUCCCACGGUCUGUCAUCUUAUGGAGUUGCUAG
This is a messenger RNA of Penicillium egyptiacum, 1029 nucleotides long. The record is from the annotation of a GenBank genome assembly. Lineage: Eukaryota; Fungi; Ascomycota; Eurotiomycetes; Eurotiales; Aspergillaceae.